UUCUUAAAUAAUUUAUUACCCAUGGCCCUACGUUGUGCCUUAGCAAGUUGAGUUUGUGCAUAUAUAGACCAGCAGGCAUGUGUCCAAUCCCACCCAUAACAGUGUGACCCAUAACCAAGCACAGCAAGUUCAACAAAAUGUCACCCACUCAAAUCAAGAAUAGCUCUCAGGAUCUGCUCCAGGCUCAAGUUGACCUUUGGCACCAUGCAUUGGGAUUUGUCAAGUCCAUGGCACUCAAAUGUGCAAUGGAACUGCAAAUCCCUAACACCAUCCAACACCAUGGUGGGGCUAUGACCCCUUCUGAGUUGGCCGCGAAGAUCGGGCUCCAUCAAUCUAAGCUUCCCCGCUUACGACGGCUCAUGCGAGUGCUCACUGUAUCAGGCAUCUUUGCUGUCCAUGAAUCCACCACGGCAGACAAGGAAGCUGUUUAUGUGCUUACCCCAACCACUUGCCUCCUCGUUAGCGAUGAAGUUAAAUCGAAUUUAUUUCCUAUUCUGUCGUUGAUGCUUGAUUCAACUGUUCUUGUCCCCUUUUUUGGCAUGAACUCAUGGUUCCUAGAUGAGCACUCUACAUCCUUGUUCAAAAAGGCUCACGGCCUUACCUUCUGGGAGAUGGCUGACAAGAAUGAUUCUUACAACCAGUCAAUCAACAAUGCGAUGGUUUCUGAUAGUAACUUUCUCAUGGAUAUCAUCUUGAGGGAGUGUGGUGAUGUAUUUCUUGGUAUAAACUCGCUUAUUGAUGUCGCUGGGGGCCAUGGUGGAGCUGCCAGUGCAAUUGCGAAGGCAUUCCCGCAAAUGAAAUGCACGGUCUUGGAUCUCCCUCAUGUGAUUGAAGAAGCUCCUACUGACGGCCAUGUGUCAUUUAUUUCUGGCGAUAUGUUCAAGUACAUUCCACCAGCGGAUGCUCUUUUCCUAAAGUGGGUUUUCCAUGAUUGGGGCGAUGAAGACUGUGUCAAGAUACUCAAAAAAUGCAAGGAAGCCAUACCUCCCAGAGAUGCUGGUGGGAAGGUGAUAAUCGUAGAUAUGGUGGUUGGAUCUGGGCCAAAUGAGACUGUUACAAGAGAGACACAGGUUUUCUUUGAUCUGUUUAUCAUGUUUCUUGAGGGCAUCGAGCGAGAGGAAUUUGAGUGGAAUAAGAUAUUCAUGGACGCCGGGUUCAGCGGGUACAAGAUUGUAACGGUGCUGGGCGUUAGAUCUGUUAUUGAGCUCUAUCCUUGAACACUCCAUGCAAAAUUAGGUGGAGUAAAUGUAUUACAUAUUCACAAGGCAGCACAAACAACAUGUGUGCUGUCUUGUUGUAUGCAUGUGGCUUGUAUUUUGCGAGGUGUGAGUCCCUGUGACCAAUAAGUUACCUCUGUUACUGCAAGACAUAUGUGUGUACAUGGACUCUGCUCCGGUCAUGUUCAUGUAUAAAUUGCCAUCUACAGUUAAGGCGCA
This is a messenger RNA of Triticum aestivum (bread wheat), 1436 nucleotides long. RefSeq names its product acetylserotonin O-methyltransferase 1. NCBI's taxonomy places the organism in Eukaryota, Viridiplantae, Streptophyta, Magnoliopsida, Poales, Poaceae. Gene Ontology annotation, molecular function: protein dimerization activity; O-methyltransferase activity. The transcript is spliced from 2 exons. The record is from RefSeq and is a predicted model, not a curated record. Bases 138 to 1217 code for a protein of 359 amino acids.